Molecule: messenger RNA, 2292 nt
Organism: Scleropages formosus (Asian bonytongue)
Lineage: Eukaryota; Metazoa; Chordata; Actinopteri; Osteoglossiformes; Osteoglossidae
Product: ras association domain-containing protein 10-like
Biological process (GO): signal transduction
Source: RefSeq, a predicted model, not a curated record
GUCCACGAGCGCUCCGGACAACUCGUGCACGCGCCCUCUUCGCGCUCCGCGACCAUGGAGCCGGAGGACAGCAAGAUCUCCGUGUGGGUGUGCCGCGAGGAGAAGCUCGUGUCCGGCCUCUCCCGGAGAACCACCUGCGCCGACGUGGUUAAGGUCCUGCUGGAGGAGCAGAGCGCACGCGGGCGCGCCGCCGCCGCCGCCGCCGCAGCCGCCGGCUCCAGCGCGCUGUGCGGACCCCCGCAGUCCUACUGCAUCGUGGAGAAGUGGCGCGGGUUCGAGCGGGUCCUGCCCAACAAGACCAAGAUCCUGCGCCUGUGGAGCGCGUGGGGCGACGAGCAGGAGAACGUGCGCUUCGUGCUCGUCAAGAGCGACGCGUCCCUGGCGAGCGCGGGGCCGCGCAGCGCGGAGGCGCGCGUCGUGCUCAGCAAGGAGGGUCUGCGCGCGGCGCGCGGCACCGCCAGGACCACCAUGGCUUUCUCGCAGGAGAAGCAGCGCAGGAUCGUGAGGAAGGCGUUCAGGAAGCUGGAGAAGAUCAACAAGAGGCGCGCGCAGAGCUCGUGCCAGGAGCGCAGCUCCUCCGUGGAGAAGAUGGAGACCCUGGUGCACCUGGUGGUCUCGCAGGACCACACGAUCCGCCAGCAGAUCCAGAGGAUCAAGGAGCUCGACCGCGAGAUCGACAGGUACGAGGCCAAGGUGCACUUUGACCGCAUCAAGAGACACGGAGUCAACUACGUGCAGGACACCUAUCUGGUGGACUCGAAGGGCGAGGGCGACGCCGCGGACCCCCGGGAGCCGCCGUGCGCACCCCCGGGCCUGGCCCGCUUGGAGGAGUACACGCGCAGGUGCGAGGAGCUCGUUAGGCUGCAGGAGGAGCUGGCCGAGCAGGAGGCUCUCCUGGAGAGCGUCACGGCCGAGAUCCAGGAGGAGCUCAACCACAGGUGGAUGAGGCGGCGCCGGGAGGAGCUGUCCGGCAGGGAGCCCGAGAGCGGCGAGCGGGACGCAGGGGGCAGGGCGGCCGGGGGUGCAGACGGCGAGCUGCUCGUGGAGGAGGAGAGGGUGAGAACGCAGCUGGACGCGAGCCUCUACAUCGGCCUGCGCCUCAACACGGACCUGGAGGCCGUCCGGAGCGACCUGGACUUGAGCGAGCAGCUGUGGGACGCCAAGCAGAAGGAGCUCAGGAUUCUGCUCCAGAAGGUGGACUCCUUGGACGGGGAGCAAGUGGCCGAGGAGCCCGAGGAGGAGCCCGAGGGGGGGGGGCCUGGGCCGGUGGCCUUGGAGGCCACCGGCGGCUGGGUGGAGCAGGCCAGGGGUCUGUCCAAAACCAGGGACGCUAACGACGAGGACUCGGACACGGGUUUGAGCUCCAUGCACAGCCAGGACUCGGACACGGGUUCAAGCGGGGCGCGCGCCCGGGACCAGGACUCGGGUUCGGACCCGACGCGUGCCCAGCACGAGGGCUCGGGUUUGGGCGCGACGUGCGCCCUGGACCGGGACCAGGGCUCGGGUUCGGACCCGACGCGUGCCCAGCACGAGGGCUCGGGUUUGGCCCCAACGUGCGCCCGGGACCAGGACUCGGGUUCGGACCCGAAGUGUGCCCAGCACGAGGGCUCCGGUUUGAGCCCGACGUGCACCCGGGACCAGGACUCGCGUUCCAAUUCGACAUGCCCCCGGGACCAGGACUCGGGUUCCAAUCCGACGUGCACCCGGGAUCAGGACUCGGGUUCCAAUCCGACGUGCACCUUGGAGCAAGACACGGGUUCGAGCUCACCUUGCAUCCAGGACUCUGAGGACCCGCCCGUCUGCGAGUCUCUCGUCUGAGUCCACUUUCUGGACCUUUCCCUGCUGGAGCUUCGCCAGCAAACUCAGGGAAGAGUGUGUUUCUCCAGAGUUCAUCAAACUUAUUUAUUAAUAAGGAUAUAUGUUCGCUUUGGAAUGGCGGUCUGAUGGGCCCCAUCUGCAGGUCCUUCUUCCUUGUCCGCAAACAGAUCCCUGAGUUGUACAUUUAAAUAUAUGUUACAACAACAAAAACUGAAGUUCUUGACUUGGCAAAAUAUGGAAAUGGUGCAUAGUGUCGAACGUGCGAGCAGGAGAUGUUCAAAAGCUCGCAUCCAGUGUGAUGUCGAAGGAGCAGCGACAUUUUAAAGUGAGAAAAUAAGAUCGCUGCGUAUGACUGCUUUUCUGUUGAUUUCAUAAUUCACACACGGGACACUCAACUGAAACGCAUGACAGGCUGAAUUUUGGGAAAAAAAUGUACAACUGUUAUUAUCAUAUAGUUCAUACUCAGUAGCUCAA